Bubalus bubalis (water buffalo) is the source of this 539-nucleotide messenger RNA. It is a transcript of the gene RPLP2, whose product is annotated as ribosomal protein lateral stalk subunit P2. Gene Ontology annotation, cellular component: ribosome; cytosolic large ribosomal subunit. The record is from RefSeq and is a predicted model, not a curated record. The transcript is spliced from 5 exons. Gene Ontology annotation, molecular function: structural constituent of ribosome. The coding region runs from base 155 to 502 and encodes 115 amino acids. Lineage: Eukaryota; Metazoa; Chordata; Mammalia; Artiodactyla; Bovidae. Gene Ontology annotation, biological process: cytoplasmic translational elongation.
CGUGACGUCACUAGGAGGCGCCCUCGUGGGGCGCCGAGCGCAAGUCCCGGGGCUUCUGGGUAGCGAAUUACUCCCGCCCCCAGCACCGGCGCCUUCCUUUCCGUCCCUGACGCCACCGAGGUCGCACGCGCGAGGCUGCUCUGCCGCCGCUGAGAUGCGUUACGUUGCCUCCUACUUGUUGGCCGCCCUCGGGGGCAAUUCCUCCCCCAGCGCCAAGGACAUCAAAAAGAUCCUGGACAGCGUGGGCAUCGAGGCAGACGACGACCGGCUCAACAAGGUCAUCAGUGAGCUCCACGGAAAGAACAUCGAGGACGUCAUUGCUCAGGGUAUCGGCAAGCUGGCCAGUGUGCCCGCUGGCGGGGCUGUGGCCGUCUCCGCUGCCCCAGGAUCGGCAGCACCCGCUGCGGGUUCUGCUCCAGCUGCAGCGGAGGAGAAGAAGGAGGAGAAGAAGGAAGAGUCGGAGGAGUCAGAUGACGACAUGGGCUUCGGCUUGUUUGACUAGAGUCCCGCUCCCCUGCAAAUAAAACCGUUUUUAUGUA